Molecule: messenger RNA, 1045 nt
Organism: Culicoides brevitarsis
Lineage: Eukaryota; Metazoa; Arthropoda; Insecta; Diptera; Ceratopogonidae
Product: remodeling and spacing factor 1-like
Exons: 2
Coding region: 86-907 (273 amino acids)
Source: RefSeq, a predicted model, not a curated record
AAGACACAAACAAACUCGCAAAAAGCAGCUGAGCUGACAUUUUUCCUCGUUUUUAGCUAAAUUUAGUCGUAUUUGGGCGCGUAAAAUGUCGGAUUGUUGCGAAAAGUAUCCCGAUUUCAUCGCGAUUUGCUCCUUUUUGAAUGUUUUCGGGCCACAAAUCGAAAAAACGGGCGAAGAUUCUGUUCCGUCGCCAUGUACGCUGAAGAAUUGGUUAGAAGGUGUUGAAACGGGACGUCCCACGAGAAAAUCCGUGAAUCGUGGAAGUCCCUUGACGAAAUUCAUUUUCACACUGCUGUCAAAGCUCACAAUUGAGCGCGAAAAAUGCAAAGAUGUCUCGGAUGUCGAUCGAUUUCUCGUCGCUUUCACUUUGACGCAAGGCAUGACCUACCAAUAUGCGCUGCUGCGUGACUGGGGCUUCGAAAAUAUUCCGCUAAAAGAGAAAAUCGCCAUUAUUCGACGUCUUCUCGAGGCACAACUGGACCAAAAUAAAAAUGUUAUCGAUUCGGCGAUGUUCGCCAAGGGUUUUGACAUUCGACACGAGCCACUCGGACGUGAUGUUGCGGGAAAUUUUUACUGGCACUUUGUCGAAGGGAGACACAGUUUGGUCGUGAAAGAGCUAAUUAACCCGAAAAGUGAGCCGUUGUGUCUCGUCGUGAAAAAUGAGGAAACCGCGCAAAUGUUGUUGGCGCAUAUUAAGCAGUACAAACCGCAGAAAAGUGAAAAAAAUGGGGAAAAAGUGAGAAAAAGUAAAACAGCGACGACGUGCGGCAGAUGCAGACAAAAUUUUAAAAAUGAACAAAUUUUGGAUGAAGCGAUUCGGUUUGACAACACGGAAUGGUUCUGUCCGAAUUGCGAACAGCAGAAAUUGAUUGAGAAUGUCACCGAAUUCUUUUUGACCGAAGAAUAACCGUAAAUUUUUUAAGUAGGCAAAAGCAGUGAUAGAAAAUGUUUUUGAUUUAAAGAAAUUUUUUAGGAAAUAGAAUUUCUUUGAUUACCAUUGAUAUUCGAAAAGUAAGAAAAUUUUAAUUUUUUUGUAGGUUUUUGA